GCUCACCGUCUGCUGCUUCCAGGGAAUAAAGUCUGAGCAGUUUUCCUGAGAGGCGACUUCUGAGGAAACCCACCGUCGGCGCAGAGAUGUUCCACCUUUCACUCCUGCUACCUCUGACAGGCCUUUUCCUCCUCAUCUCCUCAACGUCUGGCUCAGAUUCCGCUGCGUACCCGGUGACCUGCGGGACCCGGGGAGCCGACCUGCCGGAGGACGGCCUGGUGGCGUUGUGUCCCCCGGACUGCAGCCGGAGGACGGUGUCUGUGUUCGGGACGGAGACCUACGCCUCCGUCUCCUCCGUCUGCGGCGCUGCCGUCCACAGGGGGAUUCUGGGUCGGGCCGGCGGCCUCGUCAGGGUUCACAAGCUGCAGGGACGACGCGACUACGAGGGCUCCUACGCACACGGCGUCCGAUCGCUGGCCCUGUCCCGCUGGACCGCCUCCUUCAGCCUCACCAAGCCUGUCAACGUCCCACUGGAGUUGACCAGUGACACCAGUACCACCCCUCUGCCUGCAGCAGCACGACCAGUAGCAAAGAAGCCGCUGAAGAAGCCGUCAGUGAAGAAAGCUUUGACAGCUGGAAACAAAGACUGUCAGUUGGAUAUCGCCAUGGUGAUCGACAGCAGCAAAAACAUCGGGCAUCGUAGGUUCAACCUGCAGAAAAACUUUGUCUCCAAAUUAGCGGCCAUGUUGAGGGUCGGAUCAACAGGGCCACAUGUCGGACUGAUCCAGGCCAGUGAUUCUCCCCAGACUGAGUUCUUACUGACCAACUACACUCAACCAAAAGAGCUGCUGUUUGCCAUCAAGGAGCUGGCCUACCUGGGAGGAGACACCAACACAGGUAAAGCCAUCAUGCACGCGGUGGAGACCUUCUUCGGCCAGGACCGCGGGGGGAGGCGGGGUCACCCUCGGGUGCUGAUGGUGCUGAUUGACGGCUGGCCGUCCGACGACCUGGAGCGGGCGGCCAUGUUGGCCAGAGAGUCCGGCAUCAACGUCUUCCUGGUGUCUGUGGCCAAACCGGCGCCUGAGGAGCUCGCCAUGGUGCGAGACAAGGACUUUGUGAAGAAGAGCGUGUGCAGGGACAACGGCUUCUUCAGCUACCCGAUCUCCAGCUGGUUCAGCACCACCAAGCACGUGAAACCUCUGGCUCAAAAGCUGUGCUCGCUGGACCACCUGCUCUGCAGUAAAACGUGCUACAACUCGGUGAACAUCGGGUUCCUCAUCGACGGAUCUUCCAGCGUCGGCGAGGGAAACUUCCAGCUGGUCCUGGACUUCCUGGCAGCCGUCGCCACAAGCUUUGAGGUGUCGGACGUGGGAGCUCGCAUCGGUGCGGUGCAGUUCACCUACGAUCAGAGGCUGGAGUUUGGCCUGUUUGACCACGCCAACAAAGAGGAGACCAUCGACGCCCUGAGGAGGAUCCCCUACAUGAGCGGGGGGACGGCCACCGGAGCCGCCAUCAGCUACGCCACCCAGAGCCUGUUCAGGAGGGCGGGACCAGGGCGGAACUUCCUCAUCGUGGUGACGGACGGCCAAUCGUACGACGACGUCAGACUUCCUGCGGCGGCGGCACACAGACAAGGCGUUACCAUCUACUCGGUGGGCGUGGCCUGGGCGCCGCUGGAUGACCUCAACGCGAUGUCAUCAGAGCCAAAGGAAAGCCACACCUUCUUCAGCAGGGAGUUCACCGGCCUCGCCGAGCUGGUCCCUCUGCUGGUCAGAGGGGUGUGCAAGGACUUCACAGAGAACAACUAGCACACACACACACACGUGCACGCACGCACACACACAGUGUAUACCGUAUUAUGUAUAAAACCUAAAAAUACACCUAAUAGUACUGAUCCAUCCAAAAUACACACAACAAAGAAGGAUACAUGUAAACCAGAUGUAUAUAUACAUGUAUAUAAAAUGUACAUAUAUAUGUAGAAUUAUACUUGGUUCAUAUUCAUGAAUAAAUAAAAAAGGAGAUUAUCAUCAACAUCAGUAGGAACCAAAAGUUUUCAAUAAACAUUUCAGCGUUUGAUUCUGUGAUCAAUUGUAUUUUACAAAAUAAAAGUAGAACAAAGAAACUACUAAUAUUUUAAAUUUUUAUCUACUGUAUCUGUAUUUUUAUUUCACGUUGCAGACUUCAGCACUAGUGUUUUACUGCAGGUUGAAAGGGUUAAAGUUAAUGUAUUUAAAAUAGAUUCUACAAUAAAAGCCUUUUGGAUCCAAUAAUAAACUGAAACAAUGUCUCUAUUAGAAGAGAACACCAUUCUUAUCUGAUUGUAUUCAUGCAGCAGAUUUCUCCAUAGACCUUUUUCCUUCUAUUAAUCUGGAAUUAAGACAAAUACAUCAUAUUUUGGAAUUGUGAGAUUUUCAUCUUAGGAUAAGGGUCUAAGGCAAGAUUGAAGAAAACAUAUGUAUUUUUUGUCUUGCUUAUCUUUCAUUGUAAAAUAAAAACACUAGAAUGAACAAUCGGACGUAAAUGAGCUGUUUGGAUUUGAUAAAAAUGACUUUUUGUUUGUGCCUUUUAUCCAAACGCGUUCAUGCUCAUGAACACAUAAUGAUUACAUUGAUUUGAGUCCAUGUUGGAAAAGGAAUGAGACCAUUUGCUUUUAAAAAGUUAGUUACAUUUCCACAGAAAUAGAAGUAAACAGAACAUCUGAAGGUUGAUGUUGUUAAAAUGACCCGAAUGGAAAAGUUAUUCAAAUGCGGCUUCUGUCUUUUUCUCUGUAUUUAUUACCCGUUUCCUUUGUUUUUACAGCUGGUCGACUGAUUUGUGUUAAACUAUUAAAACAACAUUUCACUUUAUUACAUUCCAUCACAUGUCAUUUAGCUGAUGCUUUUAUCCAAAGUGACUCACAAUAAGUUAAUAAGUGCAAAGAGAUACAA
Molecule: messenger RNA, 2867 nt
Organism: Pungitius pungitius (ninespine stickleback)
Lineage: Eukaryota; Metazoa; Chordata; Actinopteri; Perciformes; Gasterosteidae
Gene: coch
Product: coagulation factor C homolog, cochlin (Limulus polyphemus)
Exons: 15
Coding region: 87-1748 (553 amino acids)
Source: RefSeq, a predicted model, not a curated record